AUGAGUUCCAUGACCAAGAUUUGGCGCCAAAGUUCCCUGCUAAAGUUACUUCACCAACGGCUUUACCCACCUCUUGAAUUCCUCAAGCCGAUCCCAGAAUAUAUUUUCACCUACAAAUUUCACUCAGCUAGCCAAGCAGAGAAUGUCUCACUUUCAGACUUCGACGAGAGCACCAUCUUUGAUCCCGCCUCUGUUUCCUAUUCAAAGCUAUUGUCAGAACUCUGCAAAUCCAAGUCUCUUGAGCCUGGUCUCCGAAUCCAGGCUUACUUACACAAAAUUGGUUUAAACGAAGACCGAGCAAAUAGGAACCAUUUGAUAAAUUUGUACUCCAAGUGUGGCCGUUUUGCGUAUGCCCGGAAACUAAUUGACGAAAGUCCUGAACCGGACUCGGUUUCCUGGUCUUCUUUGAUAUCAGGUUAUGCCCAAAAUGGCCUUGGUAAAGAAGCCCUUUUGGCUUUUCGCUGGAUGUAUCAUUUGGGUAUUAAGAGCAAUGAAUUUGCUUUGCCUAGCGUACUUAAAGCAUGUUCAAUAAGUAAGGAUUUUGUGCUAGGGAAACAGGUUCAUGGCAUUGUGGUGGUUUCGGGGUUUGAGUCUCACGUUUAUGUUGCAAAUACUCUGGCUGUUAUGUAUUCAAAAUGUGGUGAAUUCGUGGAUUCUAGGAGGUUAUUUGAUGAAAUUCCGGAAAGGAACGUCGUGUCUUGGAAUGCAUUGUUUUCGUCCUACACGCAAAUCAAUCGGUUUGGAGAAGCAGUGGGUUUGUUUCGAGAAAUGAUUGCGAGUGGCACUAUGCCUGAUGAGUUCAGUUUGUCAACUAUACUAAAUGCUUGCACUGGAUUAGGAGAUAUUGGUCAAGGGGAAAAAAUUCAUGGGUUCUUGAUUAAACUAAAUUUUGAUUAUGAUCCAUUCUCUUUGAAUGCACUUGUUGACAUGUAUGCAAAGCUGGGAAGUCUAGAAGAUGCAAGUGCCGUUUUCCAGGAAAUCAACCACCCAGAUAUAGUUACCUGGAAUUCCAUCAUUGCUGGGUAUGCUCUUCAUGAAUAUCAUGACCAGGCCUUGCAGCUUUUUGAGCAGAUGACGAGCUCAGGAAUAAGGCCAAAUGUAUUCACCUUGUCAAGUGCUCUCAAAGCUUGUACUGGACUCAGGCUCCAAGAAUUUGGCAGACAAUUGCAUUCUCUGCUGUUAAAAAUGAAUUCAAUGGAUUCAUUUGUGAGUGUUGGACUUAUUGAUAUGUACUCAAAGUGUGGUUUAGCUGAGCAUGCAAGGAUAGUUUAUGACUCGAUGCCAGAGAAGGAUUUGAUUGCAGUGAAUGCCAUGAUCUCUGGGUAUACACAGUAUGGGUCACACAUUGAGGGCCUAAUCCUCUUUGUUGAGACAUCUAGGAAAGGAAUGGGAUUUAACCAGUCAACUUUAGUAGCGAUCUUGAGCUGUACUGCCAGCAUGCAAGCAAUCAGUGCCUGUAAGCAAUUCCAUGCUCUUUCUGUGAAGUCAGGGCUUCAAUCAGAUGCAUUUGUCACAAAUAGUUUGAUUGAUUCCUAUGGGAAAUGUAGCCGGACAGAUGAUGCCGCUAGAGUUUUUGAAGAAUACUCUACCAUAGACUUACCCUCAUUUACAUCUAUCAUAACAGCUUAUGCUCAGUGUGGACAAGGCGAAGAAGCCCUGAAGCUCUACCAGAAGUUGCAAGGUGCAAAUGCCAAGCCAGAUUCAUUUGUCUGCGCUUCUCUCCUGAAUGCCUGUGCAAAUCUAUCAGCAUAUGAGCAGGGAAAACAAAUCCAUGUUCAUGUCUUGAAAUAUGGAUUUGUGUCAGAUAUAUUUGCAGGGAAUUCUCUUGUUAACAUGUAUGCCAAAUGUGGGAGUUUAAAGGAUGCUGAUCGUGCAUUCUCUGAAGUUUCUCAGAGAGGUAUAGUAUCAUGGUCUGCCAUGAUUGGAGGACUUGCUCAACAUGGGCAUGGCAAGAAAGCUCUGUUAUUAUUUCAUGAGAUGCUUAGAGAUGGUGUACCUCCUAAUAAUGUGACGCUAGUUAGUGUCCUUUGUGCAUGUAAUCACGCCGGUCUAGUAACAGAAGCUAAAAGGUACUUUGCAAUGAUGGAAGAGUCAUUUGGGAUUCAGCCAACACAAGAGCAUUAUGCCUGCAUGAUUGAUAUCCAUGGAAGAGCAGGAAAAUUGAAGGACGCAAUGGAUCUUGUAAAUAAGAUGCCUUUUGCAGCUAAUGCCAGGAUCUGGGGAGCACUUCUUAGUGCUGCAAGAAUCCAUAAGAAUGUAGAGGUGGGCCAAAAUGCUGCUGAGAUGCUUUUGAGUCUUGAACCAGAAAAAUCCGGUACACACGUUCUUCUUGCAAACCUUUAUGCAUCAGUGGGAUCAUGGGAAAAUGUAGCAAAAGUGAGAAGAAUAAUGAAAGAAAACAAUGUGAAAAAAGAGCCAGGGAUAAGUUGGAUAGAAGUGAAAGACAAGAUUUACACUUUUAUUGUUGGAGAUCAAAGCCACUCAAGAAGUAAAGAAAUAUAUGCUAAACUUCAGGAGCUGGGUGACCUUAUGGCUAGAGCUGGGUAUGUUCCCAUGAUAGAGACUGACCUCCAUGACGUUGAACAGGAAGUAAAGGAGCUUCUUCUUUCCCACCACAGUGAGAAGCUUGCAGUAGCUUUUGCACUGAUUGCAACUCCACCAGGAGCUCCCAUUAGAGUGAAAAAGAAUAUUAGGAUUUGUUUAGACUGUCAUACAGCAUUCAAGUUCAUUUGUAAAAUAGUUUCACGGGAGAUUAUAGUUAGAGAUAACAAUCGGUUCCACCAUUUCAGUGAUGGAUCUUGUUCUUGCGGGGAUUACUGGUAGUAUAGAUUAAGGAGCAGCAUCGGUGAUUGAUUUCU
This is a messenger RNA of Coffea eugenioides, 2858 nucleotides long. RefSeq names its product pentatricopeptide repeat-containing protein At5g04780, mitochondrial-like. Gene Ontology annotation, biological process: RNA modification. NCBI's taxonomy places the organism in Eukaryota, Viridiplantae, Streptophyta, Magnoliopsida, Gentianales, Rubiaceae. The transcript has a single exon. Bases 1 to 2823 code for a protein of 940 amino acids. The record is from RefSeq and is a predicted model, not a curated record. Gene Ontology annotation, molecular function: RNA binding; protein binding; zinc ion binding.